Messenger RNA from Lithohypha guttulata, 717 nucleotides. RefSeq names its product rRNA-processing protein las1 (gene LAS1). Gene Ontology annotation, biological process: maturation of LSU-rRNA; maturation of 5.8S rRNA. Lineage: Eukaryota; Fungi; Ascomycota; Eurotiomycetes; Chaetothyriales; Trichomeriaceae. Bases 1 to 717 code for a protein of 238 amino acids. Gene Ontology annotation, cellular component: Las1 complex; preribosome, large subunit precursor. The transcript is spliced from 2 exons. The record is from RefSeq and is a predicted model, not a curated record. Gene Ontology annotation, molecular function: endonuclease activity.
AUGAAUACGAACAUCCCAGGGCCCUGGCAAAAUGAGGCCGAGCUCGCCAUGGUCAGAGACUGGUUCUACCCUAGCCACUCGGUAGAAGACCCAUACGAGUUAAAGUCACGAGAAGACAUGCGAUCUGAAGCAAUAGCUCGUGUCAACGUUUGGACCUUCAAGUCGCACAAAACUCCAGUCGCUGUGAUAUCGACAGCUGAUCUGACAGACUCAAUCAUACACUAUGAAAAGAUGGUGAGCACAAAUAAUCCCGAUUCUUAUCGUGCAGUACAAUUUAUGUUUGCAUUUGCGUUCUUGCGCUUUGUGAACAGCUUCGUUGAUCGAGACGUCGCGAAGGCAGCUACUGCAGCACUAAUCACGAGUGAGGACGACGACGAUGACGAGACUUCUGUCAAGAUUGCUGGAGAGUCGUCAAUGUAUGCUCAUGCAGCAGCUAUUUCGAUGCCGAAUCGCUUCGUGGAUCUAAGGCACCAGGUUAGCCAUGGUCAGCUUCCUGAUGUCAAAGCACUUCGGGAUGCAGCAAAUGAAGGCUUGACAUGGUUAUGGGAGAGAUGGUGGAAGGGCAAUGCUACAGGAGAUCCUACGACAGCAUUGAGCUACGAGCGAGCUCAGAGCGCAGACACAGAGGCCGGCGUAGCCACCAAUGCCGUGCGAGCGACUAUUUUGCGAAGCAAAAAGCUGAUCGACUGGCCAUCACAAUCACUUGACUACAAGUAA